Molecule: messenger RNA, 1544 nt
Organism: Sardina pilchardus (European sardine)
Lineage: Eukaryota; Metazoa; Chordata; Actinopteri; Clupeiformes; Clupeidae
Gene: slc7a9
Product: solute carrier family 7 member 9
Exons: 12
Coding region: 9-1481 (490 amino acids)
Biological process (GO): amino acid transmembrane transport
Cellular component (GO): membrane
Molecular function (GO): L-amino acid transmembrane transporter activity
Source: RefSeq, a predicted model, not a curated record
UCAGGGAGAUGGACGAGAAGCGUGUAAAGAAGACAAGUGUGCAGAAUGGCAGUGUCUCCCUCUCACACCCCCCGAAGGAAGAGAAAGCCACCGUGCUUCAGAAAGAAGUAGGUCUAGUGAGCGGAGUGUGUUUGAUCGUCGGGACGAUGAUCGGUUCUGGAAUCUUCAUCUCACCGAAAGCCGUGCUGGUGGGAACUGGAGCUGUGGGACCCUGCCUGUGUGUGUGGGCCGCAUGUGGAGUCCUCGCAACACUGGGGGCCCUAUGCUAUGCAGAGCUGGGCACCAUGAUUACUAAGUCCGGUGGUGAGUACCCGUACCUGAUGGAGGCGUUUGGGCCGGUCAUGGCCUUCCUCUACUCCUGGACCACCAUCAUCGUCCUCAAGCCUUCGUCCUUCGCCAUCAUCGCCCUCAGCUGCGCUGAGUACGCCGCCACGCCCUUUUACCCAGGAUGCACCCCUCCUCAGCUCGUCACCAAGAGCCUCGCCGCCGCCACCAUCUUUCUGAUCUGCCUGGUGAACUGUCUGAGUGUGAAGUUGGCCAGCUACAUCCAGAACUUCUUCACUGCCGCCAAACUCUUCAUCAUCCUCAUCAUCGUGGUGGCUGGGAUUGUGUUACUGGCUCAGGGAAAUACUCAGAACCUGACUAAUGCAUUUGACGGGGGGGCCACAUCUUUUGGAGCCAUAGGACUGGCCUUCUACAACGGCCUAUGGGCUUAUGAUGGGUGGAAUCAGCUGAACUUCAUAACAGAGGAGCUGAAAAAUCCCUACAGAAACCUACCGUUGGCCAUCAUCAUAGGUAUCCCUCUGGUAUCUGUGUGUUACGUGCUCGUCAACAUCGCCUACUUCAGCGCCAUGACGACCACUGAACUUCUACAGUCGUCCGCUGUCGCCGUGACGUUUGCUGACCGCGUGCUGUACCCCAUGUCAUGGGUGGUGCCUCUGUUUGUGGUCUUCUCUACGUUUGGGGCGGCCAAUGGGAGCUGCUUCACCGCAGGCAGGCUGACGUAUGUAGCUGGACGUGAGGGCCACAUGAUAAAGAUUCUGUCCUACAUCAGUCUCAAAUACUACACCCCAGCUCCUGCCCUCAUUUUCAACGGCAUCCUGGGCAUCCUGUACAUUCUCCCAGCAGACAUCAACACUCUGAUAAACUACUUCAGCUUCGCCCAGUGGGGGUUCUACGGCCUCACAGCCCUCGCUCUCAUCGUCAUGAGGUUCACACACAAAGACCUGCACAGACCUGUUAAGGUCCCGGUGGUGAUAGCAGCGUUGGUGGUGGUGGUGUCUGUGUACCUGGUGUUGGCCCCCAUCAUUGAGAAGCCAGAGCUGGAGUAUCUCUACUGCUCCAUCUUCAUCCUCAGUGGCCUCAUCUUCUACCUGCUCUUCGUCCACCACAAGUUCCAGUGGAGUCACACUAUCAUGCGGCCAAUCACCAUGCACCUGCAGCUGCUGAUGGAGGUGGUUCCCCCAGAGAAGACGGAGUGAAGAGUAGCAGAACACACACACCACUCACACACCACACAUACCACACGCCACACACACACACAC